Choloepus didactylus (southern two-toed sloth) is the source of this 3673-nucleotide messenger RNA. It is a transcript of the gene NADK2, whose product is annotated as NAD kinase 2, mitochondrial. NCBI's taxonomy places the organism in Eukaryota, Metazoa, Chordata, Mammalia, Pilosa, Megalonychidae. Gene Ontology annotation, molecular function: NAD+ kinase activity. The record is from RefSeq and is a predicted model, not a curated record. The transcript is spliced from 13 exons. Bases 238 to 1635 code for a protein of 465 amino acids. Gene Ontology annotation, biological process: NAD+ metabolic process; NADP+ biosynthetic process. Gene Ontology annotation, cellular component: mitochondrion.
GCUUCCCGGCCCACCUUUCCCUCGUUUGGGCUCGCUAGCCUUCCAAUCGCCUCACUUUCCCCGCCCCCUCAGCGUCUGGGCACGUCCCACUAGCGGCCCGGGGCCGCGCAUGGCUGCGCACUUAACCUCUGCCGGCCCGACGCGAAGUUAGAGACUAGGGAGGCGCGAGCAGCGCGCGCUCCUGACCGUGGGGAGCAGAGGGAGGAUCCCGAGCCUGCAGCCCCUGCGGGGCCGACCAUGACUUGCUACCGAGGCUUCCUACUGGGCAGCUGUCGUCGCGUGGCGGGCGGCCGGGCGGUAGCGCUGAGCGCGCCAGGCGCGGGAGGCCCCGCCGCGCGUCCGCGGCUCUGCGGUGACGGCGGCUGCCAGCGGCACCUGGGGCAGGGACAGCCGCGCGAGCUGGCGGGCUGUGGUAGCCGCCCAAACGGCGGCUUCCGCCCGUCCCGGGUAGUGGUAGUGGCCAAAACCACCCGGUACGAGUUCGAGCAGCAGCGGUACCGCUACGCGGAGCUCUCGGAGGAGGACCUGAAGCAGUUGCUUGCAUUGAAAGGCUCUAGUUACAAUGGAUUGCUUGAACGACAUCAUAUUCACACCAAAAAUGUGGAGCAUAUUCUAGAUAGUUUACGAAAUGAGGGAAUUGAGGUUCGUCUAGUAAAGAGGAGAGAAUAUAAUGAAGAGACUGUUCGAUGGGCAGAUGCUGUCAUAGCUGCAGGAGGUGAUGGCACAAUGCUUCUGGCUGCAAGUAAGGUCCUGGACAGACUUAAACCAGUUAUUGGAGUAAACACUGAUCCAGAACGGUCUGAAGGUCAUUUAUGUCUGCCUGUUCGAUAUACGCAUUCCUUCCCAGAAGCCUUACAGAAGUUCUAUCGUGGUGAGUUCAGGUGGUUAUGGAGGCAGAGAAUCAGGUUGUAUCUUGAAGGGACUGGUAUAAACCCCAUUCCUGUGGACCUUCAUGAACAGCAGCUAAGCUUGAAUCAACAUAGCAGAGCCUUCAAUAUUGAAAGAGUUCGUGAUGAAGGAUCGGAAACUUCAGGACCCCAGCUUUUGCCAGUAAGAGCACUAAAUGAAGUCUUCAUUGGGGAGAGUCUGUCAUCCAGAAUGUCUUAUUCUUGGGCUGUAGCAGUGGACAAUUUAAGAAGAAGUAUAUCCAUUCUAAAGGGACUGGCUUCCUACUAUGAAAUUUCAGUUGAUGAUGGACCAUGGGAAAAACAGAAGAGUUCAGGGCUCAAUUUGUGUACUGGAACAGGAUCAAAGGCCUGGGUUCAUUCAAAUAUUAACAGGGUUGCGACUCAGGCUGUGGAAGAUGUUUUAAAUAUUGCAAAGCGACAAGGAAAUUUGAAUCUUCCAUUAAACAAAGAAUUGGUAGAGAAAGUAACAAAUGAGUAUAAUGAAUCACUGCUCUACAGUCCAGAAGAACCAAAAAUACUUUUCAGUAUUCGAGAACCAAUAGCAAACAGAGUUUUCUCAAGCAGUCGUCAGCGUUGUUUUUCCUCAAAGGUUUGUGUUCGUUCUCGUUGUUGGGAUGCCUGUAUGGUUGUAGAUGGAGGAACUUCUUUUGAAUUUAAUGAUGGAGCAAUUGCUUCAAUGAUGAUCAGUAAAGAUGAUGAACUCCGGACUGUGCUCCUGGAACACUGAAGGAUUUCCUCAGGUCACAAAUCUUGAUUACCAGAAAAAUAUUUGUACUGGAGACUACAAAGUCAUAAAGCUGCAAUUUUUGGUUAUUGUUAAGACUUGUCCCUGGGCUCAAAGGUGACCAGGAAAGUGAGAUUUGUAUUAUUCUUCUAUUGGAUUCUGAUGAAAAGAUGUUCCUUGUGUAAGGAAAUGGAUGGACUAAACUGAUUAGAGUUAAUACCAGUGAAAUUUCUAUACUCCUUACAGUUUGUAACCAAGAGUGCUAGUGUCUUUAUAAAUUUAGAGAGGGAGGCUUAAAUAAAGGAUUAAAUGUUUAGGAUUUGAAAUUUAACUGUACAAGUUUUUUUCCUUUCCCUUCCACUUAGCUUUGUGGAAUUGGUCAGACCAAACACAUAUCAUUUGAUUAGUGCAUAUUUUUUAUAGUAUCUGAAAACCAAGAUUUUUUUUUAAACUUUGAUGAUGACGAUGGAGAAUUUUGAUAAAUCCUUACAUUGACCUAAUUGAAAUAGGUAACUGUGUUUUUAUAUGUGCUAAGAAUUUUCUAAUUUCAGAACACAGUGAUAUUAUGACUAUCAAUUUAAAAGUUUCAAUCAUUUUUGAAAUUAUUAAUAGAUGAAUGUUUUCAUUUAACCAACUUUAAUUCAGGUUGAUUUCAACAAUGCUGGGUGAAAUACAUAUAUGUGAACAACAUCAUGAUGCUGUUACAUAUAUAUUAAUUACCCAAUAGCUAUUUUAUGUUAUACAAAGUAAUUUUGUUCUGUUUUUGAUGAUGUGAGCCUAAUAGGUUCCUUCCAUCUUUAAAAUUCCCUGAAUCUAGAUUAAAGGACUAAAAGGAUGCAUUGAUCUGAUAUGUUCUAUUAGGUUUUUGGUAAAACCUUCAAAAGUAUUUUCAUGUAAGUUUAGGAGUAUUGUCAGAAAGAAUAUGGAUUCUGUAGUAAAUAUGCAAAACGUAUUAGUUUUGGAAUUGUCUUACUUAAUUUUGUGGUAGUUUUCACUUAGCUCAUAUUCCAAGUUUCACUCUGCAGCUUUCGAUAAAAUGGCUUUGCUUUUUUACCCUCACUAUGAAUUAGAGAGUGCCUUUAUUUUUAGAGGAAAUUAUUUUGAUUCAAUUCUCAAUCUACUUAUAGUAGGUAAUCCUAGAAUUUUCACCAAAAAAAAACUCCUUUUGCUGCAUAAUGAAACAGUUGGUAUUCUCCUGCCAUUUAUUCAAAGUUUAUCUGUUUUUUUUCACUUGCUGGUGAAAAUUAUUGUUCAAUCAUUGACAGGUGUUUACUGAAAACUCACUCGGUGCCAUGUUUUGUGAUAGGUGCUGGAUAUUGAUGAAUGAAACAAACAUUAUUCUGUCCUUAAAACUUGAGUCUAGUGUGUUCAGAAGUAAAUGCUGUGAAAGCUAGGAUGUAUAAUCAAAUUGAGUGUUCUUAGUUUCGCCAACAUUUAACAUACUGUUGUUCUCCAAUUUUUUACAUAAAUGUUAGUGCACUAAGGCACUCCAGGAUUUGAUGCCUAUCCAGAGGAAUCUGUCAUUCUUUUCUUAGUUACGAGUAGCUGCAAAGAAACUCAUAGCGGAGUUUACAAUGAUGCAUGAGAUUGAAAUACAAUACAAAUUAGUGUUUUCCCAGAGCUAGAUCUAGUUCCUGGUUUGAUUUUAAAAUGAUACACUUAAAAUACAACCUUUUAAAGAAGUGAAAUUCUAUGCUGUAGAAAAUCUCCUAAAAGAUUUAAAAUGCUUUAUUGGAAAAAAGAAUGACAACUCUGUCUUUUAAUAUAUCAAGGAAAUCUGAUUGUCCAAUACCAUAGAUCUGUUAAGAUGUAUAGGGAACUCACUGUGUAAAAUUGUUCAUAAGCCAUAUUUUAAAGGUUUUAAUAAUACUUAAUGUGCUCUAUUUGCAAUGUCAUUUCUAAUAUUUCUGCUGUGAUGGGGAUUUAUUUGUUAAGAGAUGAUGAGAGGCAAAGGAUGUUAGAAUAGCAAAAUGUUUUUAUGAAUGAGUUAACGUUUUAAUGGCCACUAUAUGUGAAUAAAAUUAAACUAUUGUUAUCUCUU